CAGCAGGAAGCGGCUCCUCCGUCAGGCCCCUCCCCAGCCAGCCUGCGCCCCUCCAUCCCGGCUCCAGUGCGCCUCUGCUCCGAUAAGGAAAUUGAUGCCCAAAGAAUCUGAAGCUGGCACAGCCAGGGAAGAACCGAGAUUCCCUGUUGGCUUCCUCCAUGGCAACUACCGCUUCCCAGAAUCCUGCCCACGGACUCUUUGAGAACUUUUUGCAGGCACAGCUAUGCAAGGAUGUGCUCAGCAGUUUCCAAGACCUCUGCAUGUGUCUGGGCCUGAAGCCUGGUGGGAGGCUGUCCUUGUAUCACAAGCUCAAGGCUGAGCUCAAUUACUGGAAUGCCAAGAGUCUGUGGGCCAAGCUGGAUAAGCGGGCCUCCCAUCCCGUUUAUGAGCAGGGGAAGGCCUGUGCCAGCACCCAGUGUCUGGUGGUAGGAGCCGGUCCCUGUGGACUUCGAACAGCUGUGGAACUGGCCCUGCUGGGUGCCCGAGUGGUGCUGGUGGAGAAGCGCACCAAAUUCUCCCGCCACAACGUACUCCACCUCUGGCCCUUUACCAUCCACGACCUGCGGGGGCUUGGUGCUAAGAAGUUCUACGGGCGCUUCUGCACAGGCACCCUGGACCACAUCAGUAUUCGGCAGCUUCAGCUGCUCCUCCUGAAGGUGGCUUUACUGCUAGGGGUGGAGAUUCACUGGGGGGUCACUUUCACAGGCCUCCUGCCCCCAUCUCAAAAAGGGAUUGGCUGGAGGGCACAGCUCCAACCCAACCCCUCUGACCAACUGGCCCAGUAUGAAUUUGAUGUUCUCAUCUCUGCUGCUGGCAGUAAAUUCAUCCCUGAAGGUUUCUCGGUCAGAGAACUGAGAGGUAAACUGGCCAUCGGUAUCACGGCCAACUUUGUGAAUGGACGCACGGUGGCUGAAACACAAGUGCCGGAGAUCAGCGGUGUGGCUAGAAUCUACAACCAGAGCUUCUUCCAGAACCUGUUCAAGGCCACAGGCAUUGACCUGGAAAACAUUGUUUACUACAAGGAUGAUACCCACUACUUUGUGAUGACUGCCAAGAAGCAGAGUCUCCUUCGGCUGGGAGUGCUUCGUCAGGACUUUGCGGACACAGAUCAGCUCCUGAGCAGUGACAACAUAGUACCCGAGGCCCUACACCGCUUUGCUCGUGAUGCUGCUGACUUUGCCACCCAUGGCAAGCUAGGUAACCCGGAGUUUGCCUGUGAUGCCCGUGGCCGGCCCGACGUCGCCGCCUUCGACUUCACAAGCAUGACAAGGGCAGAGAGUGCUUCACGAGUACAAGAGAAACAUGGGGCUCGAGUACUGCUGGAGCUAGUGGGCGACUGCCUGGUGGAGCCCUUUUGGCCACUGGGCACAGGUGUGGCCCGUGGCUUCUUGGCAGCUUUUGAUGCAGCUUGGACGGUGAAGAUGUGGGCAGGGGGUUCUCAGCCCCUAGAUGUUCUGGCAGAGAGGGAGAGCUUGUACCAGCUCUUAUCACAGACCUCCCCUGAAAAUAUGCAUCGAAAUAUAGCCCAGUAUACCCUAGACCCAGCUUCCCGAUAUCCCAACUUGAAUAUCCGCUCUGUGAGUCCCCAGCAGGUAGAAGAUCUUUAUGACGUAGGGGGCAAGGACCUGGAGCGGAAGAAGAAUGAUCAGACUGAUUCUGCCAAGCCUCCUGCUCCUGGACCAGCGGGCACCCAGGAGGAGCUGCUCUUGUGGUGCCAGAAGCAGACGGCUGGAUACCCGGGGGUUCAGGUGACGGACUUCUCAUCCUCUUGGGUCGACGGUCGGGCCCUUUGUGCUUUGGUGCACCGCCUCCGACCCAAUCUGCUUGACUUCUCAAGCCUGCAAGGGGCUGGAGCUCUGGAGACCACAGCCCUGGCAGUAAAGCUGGCUGAACAAGAGUUGGGUAUUUCACCAGUGAUCCCUCCACAAGUGCUAGUGGCUGGAACUGAUCCAUUGGGCCUCAUUGCCUACCUCACCCAUUUCUACAGCGCCUUUGGAAAGGCUCCUCCUAGCCCAGGUCCUGUCAGCCCCCUAUCUGGCGGGACUUCGAGAGCUGUUCUGUUCCUGAGCAAAUUGCAGAAGACUCUACAAAGGAAUCGUUCCCAGGAGAAUGGAGAAGAUAGUGGCGGCAAAAAGCCUCGUUUAGAGACUGACUCCAAGAUGCCAAAUCCCACUGAUCCCACCCUCCUGAAGCCGGGAGCUCCGCUGAACCCUGUGCCAGCUGACCUGGAGGCGGAGGCCGGCGACUUGUGCUCAUUGUGUGGGGAGCGUCUCUACAUCGUGGAGCGAAUCUGUGCUGAUGGCCGCUUCUUCCACCGAAGCUGCUUCCACUGCCACAGCUGUGAGGCCCCACUGUGGCCAGAAGGCUACCGGCAGCACCCCGGGGAUGGCCACUUCUACUGCCUCCUACACUUCCCUCAGUCUGACAGCAUAGAUGUCUGUGAUGGGGCCCCCAAAGAUCAGGAACCCUCCAGGAAGGAUGAAGAAAAAGAGGAUGCGGCAGUGUCCCCCCGGACACCAGCAGCCCCUGAGGAGAUGGAAGGUCCUCCCAAGCUGCCUUCAAGAAAACUGAUCAGACUCUCCAGCCCCGAGCGCCGUUCUCUAUCAUCACUUAACUUCAACCCAGAUGCGGAGAUGGAGGGGCCCCCCAAACCUCCCCGAAGCUGUUCUGCCUUGGCCCGCCAGGCCCUCGAGGGCAGCUUCACAGGCUGGGGAACGCCUGGGCAGAGGAUACCACAAACCUUGCUUUCUUCCCCGCCAGGGCUCCUUGAACCCGUUGCUCCAGAUGUGGAGGAGGAGGAAGAUGAGGGAAUCUCUUCUAGUGAGGAGGAAGAAGUGGGGGAAGAAGACCUGGUUUUAACCUCCGAUGUAGAAAAGACCUUAUUGAACUUUGCCAAGAAAUCGGGCACCAUGGAGAAGUACCCAAUGUGGAGGCAAACGUUGUUGCGGAGAGCCAAAGAGGCAGAGAUGAAAAGGUUCUGCAAAGCCCAGACCGUUCAGCGGCGUCUUGAUGAGAUUGAAGUUACCCUUCGAAAAUUGGAAGAGGAGGGCAGGAAACUUGAGUCUGAUCUAAGAGAAAAAAAUAGCUCCCCUGAAGAGGAGAAGAAACUAUGGGUAGAAAAACUGCUUGACCUUGUUCAGAAGAAGAACAAUUUGGUGGCAGAGGAAGCUGACCUUAUGAUCACGUUCCAGGAGCUGGAGUUAGAAGAGCAGCAGUGGUUGCUGGACCAGGAACUGAGAAGCUACAUGGACAGGAAAGAGACCCUAAAGACAGCCAUGGAGAAGCAGACUGAAGAACAAAUGUUGAAGAAGCUGCUGGAUGUGGUGAAACAGAGAGAUGCCCUGAUCCACUUCCGUGAACAGUGUCGCCAAUAUGACUUGACAGAGGGGGCAGGAGACCAAGGCUGAGGAUGUCCCUGCUGCUGCCUUCAAUGCCAAAUUCCUUUACAGUGCCACUUGGGUCCCAGCUCUGGAUUCCACCCACUGGCCAUGAUCAACUGGGCCCCACAGAAUACCCACCCAGUGUUACCAAUAAAGGUCCAUUAGACACACGA
Antechinus flavipes (yellow-footed antechinus) is the source of this 3553-nucleotide messenger RNA. It is a transcript of the gene MICAL1, whose product is annotated as microtubule associated monooxygenase, calponin and LIM domain containing 1. Bases 159 to 3407 code for a protein of 1082 amino acids. The transcript is spliced from 26 exons. Lineage: Eukaryota; Metazoa; Chordata; Mammalia; Dasyuromorphia; Dasyuridae. Gene Ontology annotation, molecular function: protein binding; FAD binding. The record is from RefSeq and is a predicted model, not a curated record.